AUGCAAAGAAAGCUUGGAUUGGUCUACAGAGAGCAGGACCCUGGAGAUGGCUGUGGUCUCUGGAAGACCAAACUUUCUACAGAGAUGGAGACACUUACACACACUGGGCUGGUGGACAGCCAGACAACUAUAAAGGAGUUGAGUACUGUGUGGAGUUUUAUAAACAGAGUCAAUUCUGAUAUGAUGGCCAAUAGCUGGUAUGAUGCUCAGACCUACUGCAGAGAGAAAUACACCGACCUGGUCAGUGUGAGGAACCAAACUGAGAAUGACGAGAUCUGGAGUGUGGUUAAAGUUUCAGACAGUAAAGGUGUUUGGAUCGGUCUGUUUAAUGACUCCUGGAAUUGGUCAGAUCAGAGUAACUCCUUAUUCGGUUACUGGAGCUCUGACAAACCCAGUGGAAGUUUGAUCUGUGCUGCAGUGUCUGAGUCUGAGCAACGUUACUGGACUGAUGUGAACUGCACAGAAAAACUCCCGUUCAUCUGCCAUGAGAAUAAGCUGAUCCUGAUUAAGGACAAUCUGACCUGGAAAGAAGCUCUGAUAUACUGCAGGAACCAUCAUCAUGACCUGGUCUCAGUUCGCUCUGAGGAGAUGCAGCUCUGGGUGAAGGAAGUGACUCAAAACGCCUCCACUGAACACGUGUGGCUCGGCCUGCGUCACACCUGUGCUCUGGGCUUCUGGUACUGGGUGAAUGGAGAGAUGAUCUGCUACCAGAACUGGGCUCCAAGUAACAGGACAGGGUCUGAAGACUGCAGUCAUGAGGAGAGAACAGGAGCAGUGCAGUCUGGAGGAGAGCAGAAGUGGAUCAGCCUGCCUCGGAGCCAGAAACUCAACUUUAUCUGCUCUACCUAUGAAGAUACACUGAUCCUGAUGAAGCAUCUGACCUGGAAAGACCCUCUGAGAUACAGCAGGAACCACCAUCAUGACCAGCGAGGAGAGAAGCGGAGCAGUGCAGUCUGGAGGAGAGCAGAAGUGGAUCAGCCUGCAACUUCAUCUGCUCUACCUAUGAAGGUCAGUCAGUCACGCUUGGAAACUGGAACCUAA
Tachysurus fulvidraco (yellow catfish) is the source of this 1041-nucleotide messenger RNA. RefSeq names its product secretory phospholipase A2 receptor-like. Bases 1 to 1041 code for a protein of 346 amino acids. The record is from RefSeq and is a predicted model, not a curated record. NCBI's taxonomy places the organism in Eukaryota, Metazoa, Chordata, Actinopteri, Siluriformes, Bagridae. The transcript is spliced from 4 exons.